Molecule: messenger RNA, 2034 nt
Organism: Spea bombifrons (plains spadefoot toad)
Lineage: Eukaryota; Metazoa; Chordata; Amphibia; Anura; Pelobatidae
Gene: SGSH
Product: N-sulfoglucosamine sulfohydrolase
Exons: 8
Coding region: 45-1550 (501 amino acids)
Biological process (GO): glycosaminoglycan catabolic process; heparan sulfate proteoglycan catabolic process
Molecular function (GO): N-sulfoglucosamine sulfohydrolase activity
Source: RefSeq, a predicted model, not a curated record
UGGGGAGUUCUCAGAAAAGGCAGGAAACGGGCGAUGCAGCCCCAAUGGGUACCCGGGGGUCCGCUGUGGUUUGGUGGAUUCUCUGUGUCCUCGUAUCAGAGGCCAGUGGAAGGAAUGUGCUGCUUAUAAUCGGUGAUGAUGCCGGGUUUGAGAGUGAUGUCUAUAACAACACGGCCAUCAAGACCCCCCACCUGAGAGAGCUGGCCGAGAAAAGCCUCAUCUUUAAGAAUGCCUUCACCUCUGUGAGCAGCUGUUCACCCAGCCGCUCCGCCAUACUGACCGGCCUGCCCCAGCACCAGAAUGGAAUGUAUGGGCUCCACCAGGACGUGCACCAUUUUAACUCAUUCGAUGACGUCAAAAGUUUGCCUCUGCUGCUCAGGCAAGCCGGCAUCCGCACAGGUGUUAUCGGAAAGAAGCAUGUAGGCCCGGAAUCAGUUUAUCCAUUUGAUUUCGCUUACACGGAAGAGAACAGCUCGGUGCUGCAAGUCGGACGCAACAUAACUCGGAUCAAGCUGUUGGUCAGAAAAUUCUUUGAAAGCCAGGACCAGAGGCCUUUCUUUCUGUAUGUUGCAUUUCACGACCCUCAUCGCUGUGGACAUUCCCAGCCCCAGUACGGGGCUUUCUGCGAGAAGUUUGGAAAUGGCGAUGUUGGCAUGGGGAGGAUACCAGACUGGACCCCUCGGUACUACACCCCGGAGCAGGUCCAGGUACCCUAUUUUAUUCCAGACACCCCCAGUGCCCGAGCUGAUCUGGCAGCGCAAUAUACCACCAUUGGCCGACUGGACCAAGGAGUAGGUCUUGUCCUUUCAGAGCUCCGGAGUGCUGGGCACGAGAAUGAUACGCUAGUCAUCUUCAGUUCAGAUAAUGGUAUACCCUUCCCAAAUGGACGCACAAACCUGUAUUGGUCUGGAAGAGCAGAGCCCCUUCUGGUGUCAUCCCCAGACCAUCCAAGACGCUGGGGGCAAGUCAGUGAAUCGUUUGCAAGUCUUCUUGAUAUCACUCCUACCAUCCUGGACUGGUUCUCUAUUCCGUACCCAAACUACAAGGUUUUUGGUAAGAGUGUUGAGCUGACCGGGAAAUCUCUUCUUCCUGCUCUGGAAAUUGAACAGCCGUGGGCUACGGUAUUUGGAAGCCAGUCUCACCAUGAGGUCACCAUGUAUUAUCCCAUGAGGUCAGUCCAGCAUAUGCAGUAUCUCCUCAUACACAACCUCAACUUCAAGAUGCCUUUCCCCAUUGACCAGGACUUUUAUGUGUCCCCAACCUUUGAAGACUUGCUAAACAGGACCGUUUCUGGCAAACCAACUAACUGGUUUAAGACUCUUCACAGCUACUAUUACAGAGACCGCUGGGAACUCUAUGACCGAUCAGGAGACCCUUCAGAGGCAAGAAAUGUGGCUGGAGAUCCCGGCUACCAGGGCAUCUUUAAGGCCUUGCGGGAUUUAUUACAAAAGUGGCAAUGGGAGACCUCAGACCCCUGGGUGUGUGCCCCUGAUGGUGUUCUGGAAGAGAAAUUAGAUCCAAAGUGUCGCCCCCUUCAUAAUGAACUAUAAUGGAUGAAUAUCUUGACUGUGGAACGGCAAAGGUGCAGAUCUGCCAUUUUUUUGCCUGUAGCUAGAAAGUCGGCACGCUGACUAUGACAUCAUACCACAGCUUCUGCCCACAGUGAAGUUCCCAAAUGCAUCAGGUGUAUGGAAUGCAACGCGCAUGGCUACUGGAAACCACUAGGUGGCUUGUACCUCACAACCUCCAUAACAAUGCACUUUAAUCCCAACAUGCACUUCUGCAGUAAGGCAGCUGCUCUAUAUACUGACUUGUGCCUUAAAAAAAGAGAGGACCGUAGUGCACGCCGUCCAAUCUGAUCAUAUAGCUCGCUCCAGGGUUUUAUGCGUUCCUUGUACCUCCUAUUGAAUGAGCCUCCUUCACCUCUCCUAGUAUCUUCCUACCUUUUAAAUGGCUUCCUUAUUGUUUCACCAGCCUACAGUCAAUUUAUUAUGCUGUAUCUGCUACAAAUAAUAAACUAAAUUAACUACAGAA